ACUUCAACAUGAAGGCAGCAAUUUGCAUUUUUCUCUUCGUCUUCGUGGGAUACAUUCAGGCAAGGAUCACUUACGAUGACGUACUUAACGCCGAAUUUGAACUCUUCAAAGUGGAGCAUAAGAAAAGCUACGAUAACGAAUACGAAGAACAACUGCGUCUGCAGAUCUUUAAAGACAACAAGAAACUGAUCGAUAGACACAACAAGCGUUAUGUAUCAGAAGAGACGACCUAUAAGAUGGGUGUAAAUAAAUUCACUGAUUUGACUCAAGAGGAAUUCAAAAUGUCUUUGCUCUCAAGCCUUAACUCAAAUCAUUCACUAGAAGGUAUCGACUAUAUUUACAAUCCUUCUGCCAAGGAUAGCGUUCCGAAAAGCAUUGAUUGGCGUACUUCGGGCGCUGUAAACCCAAUUAAAGAUCAAAAUCCCUGCGGCUCCUGUUGGGCUUUCUCUGCUGUUGGCUCACUGGAAAGCCAGUAUUUUAUAAACAAAGGGUGGAAAGUAUCCCUGUCCGAACAAAAUUUGGUGGACUGCUCAAGAGGUUAUCCCUAUUACAACCAAGGCUGUGGAGGCGGCUCAACAAUUGGAGCAUUCAAAUAUAUUUGGUACAAUGGUAUAGAUACUGAAAGCUCUUAUCCGUAUGAAGCAAGAGACAACUAUUGCCGUUACAAUAGGUACUACAUUGGAGCAAAAAUCUCGGGAAUUGUGCAAAUUGCAAGUGGAAAUGAAGCCGCAUUGGCAUGCGCCGUCGCCAAGAAGGGACCCAUCUCGGUGUGCGUCGACGCCUCCUUGUUCCAUUAUUACCAAAGUGGCGUCUUCAAUCAACCGUCGUGCUCUCAAACUACAAAUCAUUGUAUUGUUGUUGAUGGCUACGGCACCGAUUCAGUUGGAGGAGAUUAUUGGCUGGCGAGGAACUCUUGGGGUGAGAAUUGGGGUGAAGACGGAUAUAUACGCAUGGCUCGCAAUCGCAAUAAUCAAUGUGGUAUAGCAAAUAUUGCCAUUUAUCCGUUAGUGUUGGCGCAUAAGAAAAGCUACGAUAGCGAAUACGAAGAACAGCUGCGUCUGAAGAUCUUUAAGGACAACAAGAAAUUGAUCGAUAGGCAUAACAAGUUCUAUGUAGCCAAGGAAAAGACUUACAAGAUGGGUGUAAAUAAAUUCACUGACUUGACUCCAGAGGAAUUUAAAAGGCUUAUGCUCCCAAGCCUUAAUACAAAUCAUUCACUGGAAGGUAUCGACUAUAUUUACAAUCCUUCUGCCAAGAAGAACCUUCCAAGUGAGGUUGAUUGGCGUGUUAAGGGUGCUGUUAACCCUGUUAAAGAUCAAGGCCAAUGCGGCUCCUGUUGGGCUUUCUCUGCCGUAGGCUCUCUGGAAAGUCAGUACUUUAUACACAAAGGAAUAAGUGUAUCUCUGUCUGAGCAAAAUCUGAUGGACUGCUCAAGUGACGAUCCCUACGACAACGACGGUUGUGAUGGCGGUUUGCCGAUUGAAGCAUUGAAUUAUGUUAAGGACAAUGGCGGAAUAGAUACAGAAAGUUCUUAUCCGUAUGAAGAAACAGAUGACGAUUGCAGUUAUGAUGAGGACGACGUCGGAGCACAAAUCUCGGGAGUUUCACAAAUUGAAAGUGGAAAUGAAGACGCAUUGGCAGAUGCCGUCGCCAAUAAGGGACCCAUCUCGGUGUGUGUCGAUGCCUCCUUCUUCCAAAAUUAUGAAGGUGGCGUCUUAAAUGAACCAUCGUGCUCUCAAGAUACAAACCAUGCUGUAGUUAUUAUUGGCUAUGGCACCGAUCCAGACGAUGGAGAUUAUUGGUUGGUGAGGAACUCUUGGGGCGAGGAUUGGGGGGAAGACGGAUACAUUCGCAUGGCUCGCAAUUGUGACAAUCAAUGCGUCAUUCUAAUUCUGGUCCUCGUGGCAGUUGUCCAUGCAACUAGUCUGAAAGACACUAAGUUUAACGCCUUCAAAAUGAAGCACCACAAAACCUACAAGGAUGCUAGUGAGGAGUUGAAGCGCCUGCAGAACUUCGUAGAAAAUAAGAAACUGAUCGAUAGUCACAACAAGCGAUAUGCUGCUGGGGAAGUAUCCUACGAGAUGGGCAUCAAUCAAUUCUCUGACUUGAACUCCAAGGAAUUCCAGGACACAGUACUGUCAAGCAUCAAUGCCAAUGACUUAACAAUUGGUAUCACUCAAAUAUACACUCCAUCACCAAGUGUUCAAAUACCCGGAAGCAUAGAUUGGCGUGAGAAGGGAGCAGUUACAAGAGUUAAGGAUCAAGGCGGAUGUGGAUCUUGCUGGGCUUUUUCUGCCAUUGGCACACUAGAGGGCCAAAACUUUAUCAAGAACCGACAGCUUAUCUCGCUAUCCGAACAGAAUCUAAUCGAUUGCUCCAAGGAGAAUGGCGGAUGUGAUGGCGGCUGGCCAGAAACUGCAUUAAACUUUAUCAAGGACAAUGGUGGUGUUGACACUGAGGACUCAUAUCCCUAUGAAGAGAGGGAUGGCGAGUGUCGUUUCAAUGCUGAGAACAUUGGCGCAAAGGUCACUGGCACUGUCGGUGUGGCCAGUGGAGAUGAGUCUGCGCUGGCAGCAGCCGUUGCAGAGAAGGGUCCCAUUUCAGUGGCCGUUGAUGCUUCACAAUUUCAGAACUAUCAAGGAGGUGUCUUCGAUGAACCUUCGUGCCAGGACGAUGUAAACCACGGCGUUGUCGUCGUUGGCUAUGGUCGUGAUGACAUUGGCGGCGACUAUUGGCUGGUGAAGAACUCCUGGUCAGAGUCCUGGGGUGAAAAUGGAUACAUUCGCAUAGCGCGUAAUAAGAAUAAUCAGUGCAAGAUUGCGGACCAUGGCGUUUAUCCUUUGGUCUAAGAGACGUUUUUCUUUAUCAUCUUUAAUUCAACUAUU
Molecule: messenger RNA, 2885 nt
Organism: Drosophila nasuta
Lineage: Eukaryota; Metazoa; Arthropoda; Insecta; Diptera; Drosophilidae
Biological process (GO): proteolysis
Molecular function (GO): cysteine-type peptidase activity
Source: RefSeq, a predicted model, not a curated record